GCGUCGUUGUGACAGUUGCCGCCAUCUCUUCCACUUUCGUGGGGUCUGCGGGGCUCUCAAUCAUUUCCAACGCUGUCUCUUACGCACUUGGGGAGGCAGAUACCGACUCCCCCAAGGAGCUGUACAACGUGAAGAGGAAAGCAGCCGUGGGGAGCAUCUACUUGCAGCUCCCAUUGCUGAAGGUCCUUCUGCCCAUGCUUCCACUCCAGUACCUCAAUCCGUUGAUCUUGGUGCCGAAGACGGAUCACAGUGUAGCUUCCGCCUCCGGUGGUUGGCAGAGCACAGGCAACUACGUCAAGUGCCCGGUAUACGACAACGAUGUUAUGAUUCACAUGGUCUAUGGAGUGAUGGUGAUUCUUUUGAUGGCCUACACAUCGUACCACAACAUGAUCCUUUACCUCCCGUCAAGAGACCGUGAUGUGGCGAGAGAGCUGCGAGAGGAGUUGGAGGUGAGACUCACUACCUCCUCAAGCAAAGACACCAUGGAUUCAAUGGACUCUGGGCAGUGA
This is a messenger RNA of Symbiodinium necroappetens, 509 nucleotides long. The record is from the annotation of a GenBank genome assembly. NCBI's taxonomy places the organism in Eukaryota, Dinophyceae, Suessiales, Symbiodiniaceae.